AUGUAUGCUGGGGAGAGGUUUAAAUGUGCGAAGUUUAUCAAUAGCCUUCAACCAGAAGUGAAGAUGAUGGUGAACUACCAUGGCAUCCAUAACUUUGCACAAUUGACCAACAUGCGUAGGAUCUUUCACGAGGAUCAGCGAGAGAAGGUCGCAUUCUACAGGAAUGCCAAUGCCAGUCAUGGGAAAAAGAAGAAGCAUGUGACUCACAGUUGUGCUAAGUUGUAUUCUUCCCUUCUUGGGCAAUAUGGUGUGAAUCCUGCUGGUAGGGAUGGUGGUGGUGCUUCUGUUGCACUUGCUAUGCCAUCCUGGCAUGCUAAGUGUGGUAAGAUGAGUCAUUUUGCUCAUGAGUGCCCAGAUAAUGAUGUGACUUGUUUCAACUAUCGAGCUGUGACACAUUCAUUUAUUUCUCGUGUUUGUGUUGAAAAGCUUGCUUUUCCUGUGUCUUCUUUGAAAUUUAACUUAAUUAUGGAUACACCUGCUAGUGGGCCUGUUUUAACUUCUGAUAUUGAUGUUAUUCUUGGUAUGGACUGGUUAUCUUCCAACCACGUCUUAUUGAACUAUUGUGAGAAAUCGGUUGUCUUUCUUGAGUUUGGUGUGAGUGAAGGUGAUAUGUUUUUGUCUGCUAACCUGGUUGAAGCAUCUUUGAGAGAGGAUGCACAGGUAUACAUGAUCUUAGCGAGUAUGAGUGUUGAGACCAAAACCCCUAUGAGUGAUAUAACAUUGGUGAGGGAGUUUUCGAAGGUGUUUGAGGAGAUGUCUGGAUUACCACCUGAGAGAGAGGUUGAGUUCUCCAUAGACCUAGUGCCUGGUACUGGACCUAUAUCCAUAGCACCUUAUAGGAUGUCCCCUGUAGAGUUGAGCGAGCUUAAGAAACAGUUUGUGAGGCCUAACGUGUCACCUUAG
Messenger RNA from Glycine soja, 903 nucleotides. RefSeq lists its product as uncharacterized. The record is from RefSeq and is a predicted model, not a curated record. Bases 1 to 903 code for a protein of 300 amino acids. NCBI's taxonomy places the organism in Eukaryota, Viridiplantae, Streptophyta, Magnoliopsida, Fabales, Fabaceae. The transcript has 4 exons.